AUGUCCUUCCCGCAGCUGGGCUACCCGCAGUACCUGAGCGCCAGCCAGGCCGUGUACGGCGGCAGCGACCGGCCCGGGGUGCUGGCGGCCGCCGCCGCCGCAGCUGCCGCCGCCGCCGCUGCUUCUGGCCGUCCAGGGGGCGCGGAGCUCAGCAGCGGCUCCACCGCCGCCGUCACCUCGGUGCUGGGUAUGUACGCCGCGGCCGCCGCGGCCGGGCCUUACAGCGCGCCCAACUACAGCGCCUUCCUGCCCUACACCGCAGACCUCAGCCUCUUCUCGCAGAUGGGCUCCCAGUAUGAACUGAAGGACAACCCUGGGGUCCAUCCUGCAACUUUUGCUGCUCAUACCACCCCUGGCUAUUAUCCAUAUGGGCAGUUCCAGUAUGGGGACCCAGGGAGGCCUAAGAACGCAACCCGGGAGAGCACCAGCACCUUAAAGGCCUGGCUGAAUGAGCACCGCAAGAACCCCUACCCCACCAAAGGCGAGAAGAUCAUGCUGGCCAUCAUCACCAAGAUGACCCUCACGCAGGUCUCCACCUGGUUUGCCAACGCCAGGAGGAGGCUCAAGAAGGAGAACAAGGUCACUUGGGGAUCGCGGAGCAAGGACCAAGAUGACGGGAACCUCUUUGGGAGCGACAACGAGGGGGACCCUGAGAAGAAUGAAGAUGAUGAAGAGAUUGACCUGGAGAGUAUUGACAUAGACAAGAUUGACGAGAACGACGGGGAACAGAGCAAUGAGGAGGAGGAAGAGAAGGUAGAGCUUCUACGACAAAGCAGUGAGGAAGAGCAUUUGGAGAAGGAGAAGGCCUUGGCGCUGUCAGGGCCCGAAGGACUUAAACCCAAAGAGGCCCUGUCCCUGGUGAAGGAGGCCUCGGACAAUCCCACCCGAAUCCUGAGCCCCAGUAGGCAAAACACUCUACAAGGCCCACUUCACAACAAGCCCAAGAUCUGGUCUUUGGCAGAGACGGCCACCAGCCCAGAUGGGGCCCUCAGCAAGCCAACUCCUCCUUCACCUCCUGCCCAGGUUAACCACACCUCUUCCCAGCUCCAGCACCCGGCUUUCCUCCCCAGCCAUGGACUGUACACCUGCCAGAUUGGCAAAUUUCACAACUGGACAAAUGGGGCAUUUCUCACCCAGAGUUCCUUGUUAAACGUGAGGUCCUUUUUGGGAGUUAAUCACCACCACGCUGCCCACCACAACCACCACCUUCAGGUCCAGCAGCAGCCCCCCUCGGUGUUAACAGCUCUUAGUACUGAAAAGUCUUCAGAGAGGACAAGCCCUAAACACAUAGAAAGAGAAAACGUACCAAGAACUGACUCUCCACCUCAGCAGUUAAAAUCUCCUUCCCAGCCUGUCCGGGACAACUCUUUGACUCAGCAAGAGGGAACAUCGUGAAUUUUAACAGCUCUCCCUUCUGCUUGAUUAAAUGGGGUGUUCUCCCCCCCUUUUUUUUGGUGGAAAAGAAAAUUUCACAGACUGGUCUAAAGGACAAAACAAAAAAAAGUGGAAAUUAUCUAAAUGACUCCCACCAAUCUCAUUUUUGCAAUAAGGUGGUAUCAAUCCAUUUCAAAUAUAUAUAUACCCCAACUCCUCAAACUGGACUUUCCCCUUUUCCUUUAUUCCAUUUUCAGAGCGUGUAAUUCUAACCACGAUUGGAUUAUUGGCUUUGGUAAAGAUUUCUCAUGUGUUUGUGUUAUUUUUUUCUGUAUAGAAAGUGAUUUCGAAUUGUA
Zootoca vivipara (common lizard) is the source of this 1730-nucleotide messenger RNA. RefSeq names its product iroquois homeobox 1 (gene IRX1). The record is from RefSeq and is a predicted model, not a curated record. Gene Ontology annotation, cellular component: nucleus. Gene Ontology annotation, molecular function: RNA polymerase II cis-regulatory region sequence-specific DNA binding; DNA-binding transcription factor activity, RNA polymerase II-specific. Gene Ontology annotation, biological process: cell development; regulation of transcription by RNA polymerase II; neuron differentiation. NCBI's taxonomy places the organism in Eukaryota, Metazoa, Chordata, Lepidosauria, Squamata, Lacertidae.